Messenger RNA from Frieseomelitta varia, 3264 nucleotides. RefSeq names its product carotenoid isomerooxygenase (gene ninaB). Gene Ontology annotation, molecular function: beta-carotene 15,15'-dioxygenase activity; carotenoid dioxygenase activity. Bases 249 to 2189 code for a protein of 646 amino acids. The record is from RefSeq and is a predicted model, not a curated record. The transcript is spliced from 10 exons. Gene Ontology annotation, biological process: retinal metabolic process; carotene catabolic process. Lineage: Eukaryota; Metazoa; Arthropoda; Insecta; Hymenoptera; Apidae.
CGAAGCCCCGAGAGAAACGAUGGAUUUUACCCAUAAACGAGUCUAUCAAAUUCUGUCAGCGAUUCUGGUACCGUUGACGAGGGAAACAACUGACGAAAACGAAGAGGAUGAGACGUAAUACCGUACUGUCUAUACACGCCUCGCAAAAUUAAUUAACAGGAAUCGUGACCGUGAAAAACAGUUCAUGCACGCUCUUACAAUUGGCCAUUUAUGUCUCGUCAAGUUGUCUAGUAUCUACGAACGUUAUCAUGAAAUCGGUUGCUUUUAAUAAAUCGCGAUCGGAAAAUGAUUUUUCAUCGGUGAAACUACACGAACUUGAUGAUCUGUUGCAUGGAAAACGAAUAAAAUUGUCGAAGACUUCGUUUCGAGUAAGUCGAUUAGAUGAUGUUGAAGACUGUUUGAAAGUUAAGGAGAAUGAAUCGGAAGAAGAGAAGGUGAAUUAUUUUCCGAACUGUGACGCGUCCGUGUGGAUGAGAUCCUGCGAGCAGGAAGUAAUUGAACCCAUAAUUGGCGAAAUGACAGGGAGGAUACCAAGUUGGCUCAGAGGAACGUUGUUGAGGAACGGGCCGGGUAGCUUGCAAGUGGGAAAAUAUAGUUUUAAUCACCUGUUUGAUAGUUCAGCCUUAUUACAUCGAUUCGCAAUUGCUAAUGGGAAAGUGACCUAUCAAUGCAGAUUCGUCCAAACGGACGUAUACAAAAAAAACAAUGCGGCUCAAAGGAUAGUGGUCACUGAAUUUGGCACGAAAGCAGUACCAGAUCCUUGCAAAAGUAUUUUUCAAAGAGUUGCAGCACUAUUCAAACCUGAAGAUGAUUCGGAUAAUUCUAUGAUAUCUGUAUAUCCUUUUGGUGAUGAAUAUUAUACAUUCGCGGAAACGGCAGUGAUUCAUCGUAUCGAUCCAAAAACUUUGGAAACUACAAGCAAGGUGAACGUGUCAGAUUACGUUGGAAUCGUAAACCACACAUCUCACCCUCAUAUAAUGAACGAUGGCACCGUUUAUAAUUUAGGACUGAGCGUAACACCAAGAGGACCUCUGUAUAAUAUCGUGUGCUUUUCGCCUAAUCAAUUGAUUAUUGAUGAUUCAGGAGAAGAGAAAGAAUUGUCUAUGUUCGACCAAGCCACUAUCAUCGCCAGUAUUCCGUCUCGAUGGUUCUUGAACCCUUCUUACAUGCACACAUUUGGUAUCACUGAAAACUAUUUCAUCAUUGUGGAACAACCAUUAUCAGUGUCUCUAACUACCGUUGUAUCCUGUAAGAUGAGACAACAACCAAUGCAUGCAGCUUUGAAAUGGUACGAGAACGAAAAUACUCUUAUUCACGUGAUUUCAAGAGAGACAGGACUACUGGAGAGAACGUUUAUUUCAGAGGCAUUCUUUUAUCUUCAUAUCAUUAAUCAAUUCGAAACACGUGAUCGCGAUUACGUGGUACUGGAUAUUUGCUGCUAUCGCGAUGCCAAGAUGUUAGAUUGCCUAUUUGUCGACGCAAUGAAGAACUUACACAAGAAUCCUGACUAUGCCAAAAUGUUUCGAGGCAGACCUUUACGGUUCGUAUUACCAAUGAAACGUCCACAAUCGGACGUGCCAUUAGAAUAUAAUUUAAUUACCACAAAAACGGUUAACCAAGGCCUGGAAUCUUUUCAAGAUGAUUCUGUCAAACGUCAUAGUAAAUCUGGUUCAGAAUUUGUUAAAACGUCGGUGAAUGAUGACAGGGCUAACAAAGGCAAGAAGAACGAUUACAAAAAUAUUCUACAGCGAAAAGCAACCGCUCAUAAACUCGCUAACGGUGAUAUUUUCGUGAAACCCGAACUUCUUUGCGAUUUGGGCUGUGAAACGCCACGUCUUAAUUACGAGUGCUGUCUUGGAAGAGAAUAUCGUUACUUUUACGCUAUUUCUAGCGAUGUGGACUUGGAUAAUCCCGGAACGAUUAUCAAGGUGGAUAUCUUGGAAAAAACAAGGAGAACUUGGUGCGAGAAAAACGUUUAUCCGAGUGAACCGAUUUUUGUGCCAGAUCCUAAUGGAAAGAACGAAGACGAUGGUGUGGUUCUUAGUUCUAUCGUGUGGUCUGAUAAAGAGACACGCGUUGGAUUGCUGAUUCUAGACGGCGUGACUCUCACAGAAAUCGCAAGAGCCAUCUUCGACACUCCUGGCCCUGUGCCAAAAUGCUUACACGGUUGGUUUACCUUGGACAAGUAAAAUAAACUGGAACUUCUAAGAGAUCUUCUGGCUGAUGGAUAGAAAUGAAAUAUCGACUUGGAUAUUAUGUGAUAUAUAAUGUGGAUUUUUAUGCAAUUUUAUAUUUUUAUGAAGAGAAUUCAAAAAAAUUGAACUUAGAUAGAAAAUUAAUUUAUACAGCCUCUGGUUAUUGAUUUAGGAUCACCUAUUUUCGACAUUUUACAUGUUUUCAGUAAAAUUGAAAGAUUCGAACGAAAUCUAAUUACAAGUUUUAUAUUAACUAUUAAAGUAUUAGUAAAUAAUAUUAUUAUAAUAAUAUUUUAUUAUUUAUUAUUACAGAGUACAUAUGUGAGAGUGAUUAUUCGAGAGUAACGAAUAGUUAAACAUUGAAAAUGAUUCAUUUGGAUUUUUAAAACUGUAUUAUCUCGUAUUAUGAAAAGAAAUUGAAAUGAAAAUGUGUGAUAGGAUAAGGUGCUUGUAUGCUUUAACGAAAGAGAAACAAUAAUUAUUGAUACGUAUGCGUGAAUACUAUGUGUACUUUAAACUUAUAUACUGUGUAUGCAUGUGUGGACUUUAAUAGUUAAUAAAAUUUAUUAUUAAAUUGCAUUCAGAUUCUUCAGUUUUACUGAAAACUUGCAGGGUAUUGGAAAUUAUGACUGGUUUUAAUUUAAUGACCAAAAGUUGUAUAUUAAAUCUUAUAAGGAAUAUUGUAUUUUGAAUGUUUUAUAUUGCGUUUGCAUAUUACAUGCAUUAUGUGCAUUUUUGCACUUCUAAAUUUUCUAUAAAUGCAUAAAAAUUCGCAGUCUAAUUAAACUGCUGAUAUAUUUUUAUAGUAUUAUGUAUUUUUUAGUUCUUUCCCCUUUUUUGGCUCGGUUGUCGCUUCGUUAGCAGCUUCGAAAAUUAAAAAUGUUUCCUCCACAGUUAAUUUUUCGUUAAUAAGAAAAAUAUCAACAGCACAAUAUGUAUAUAAUAUAAUAAAUUAUUUAAUGUCUUCUCCCGAUUGUACAGUGUACUUAUAUUUGGCGAUUAGUGUGUCACAUAAAGCUUCAAUGACGUGUAACGUAGUAAAUUUACAAUAAAAUGGGAUGCAUCGUGA